CGCCGAGCUCGGAAACAAAACAGACUUGUUACCUGUGCAGUCCGUUUCCCAUGGAGCACGUGGGCGUGCAUGGCGGUGGCGACGCCGCGUUCCUUCGCGGCCUCGAGGCGCUGGAGGUGGACGUGGAGCAGCAAGAGGAGAUAAUCGACUUCGAGGCAGAGCCGCCGGGCUCUUCUGAAUCGGUCGAGAUCUCCGACCUCAGGAAGCGCAUGUGGAAGGACCAGAUGCGCCUCAUGAAGCUCGAGGGCCGCGCCGGGGCCAGGAGCGGUGCGCCGGCCGGGCGGCAGGAGGACCGGGAGGAGGACGGUCCCGAGGCGCGGUGCCGGCGGAAGGCGAUGCUCCGCGCGCAGGACGGCGUGCUCCGGUACAUGAUGAAGAUGAUGCAGGCCUGCAACGCGCGCGGGUUCGUGUACGGCGUGAUCGACGAGGCCGGCGAACCCACGUCCGGCUCCUCCGACAGCCUCCGCGGCUGGUGGAAGGACAAGGUCGUCUUCGACCGCACGGGCCCGAAGGCGCUGAUCACCGGCAGCUCCGCCGCCGACGGUAGCAGCAGCCCGCUAGGCCUGGCCUCCUACCUCCACCGCCUCCAGGGCAUCCAGGACAACACGCUGGGCUCCGUGCUCUCGGCGCUCCUCCAGCACUGCGAGCCGCCGCAGCGCAACUUCCCCCUUGAGCGCGGCCUGGCGCCGCCGUGGUGGCCGACGGGGAAGGAGCCGUGGUGGGGCACGCAGGGCGAGACGCAGGCCCACCAGGGCGCGCCGCCGUACCGGAAGCCGCACGACCUGAAGAAGGCGUGGAAGGUGUCCCUGCUGAGCGCGGUGAUCAAGCACAUGAGCCCGCGCUUCGACCAGAUGCGCAGGCUCGUGUGGCAGUCCAAGCGGCUGCAGCACAAGAUGAGCGCCAAGGAGUCCGACACCUGGUGCAAGGUGCUCCGGCAGGAGGAGGCGCUCAGCGACCGGCUCAAGAGCUCGCUUCGGAUCACGCCCCUCGACGACGACUACGACGGCGAGGGACUGGAGGACGGUCCGGAAGAUGUGGCGCGUGGCCCGCAUGACAAGCGCAAGUGCGAGGACGCCCUGAGCGGCAGCUCAGGUGGGAAGUGGCCCAGACCACGAGGCGGGAGCCGGGACCUGGCGGCGAUGGUACCCGGGCUCGUCGAGGAGAGCCAGAGCCCGAUCAAUGAGCUCAUGGAGCUGUACUACAGCUGCCUGCAGGGAGGCGACGGGGAGGAGAAACACGAUGUGGCGGUGGUACCUCCAGGAGUGCCGGGAGGAGCCAAUGAUGUUGCACAGCAAUUCCUGCUCGAUGUCAUCGGGAGCUGCCCGGAAGUAGAUCAUGUGUUGCGUUUGAUGGAGGAGUGACUGUCUUAGUUGAACUAGAUUAAUGAUUAUUACUUAAUUCUCACCUUUAUUGCUAA
Triticum dicoccoides is the source of this 1417-nucleotide messenger RNA. Its product is annotated as putative ETHYLENE INSENSITIVE 3-like 4 protein. Bases 51 to 1361 code for a protein of 436 amino acids. NCBI's taxonomy places the organism in Eukaryota, Viridiplantae, Streptophyta, Magnoliopsida, Poales, Poaceae. The transcript has a single exon. The record is from RefSeq and is a predicted model, not a curated record. Gene Ontology annotation, cellular component: nucleus. Gene Ontology annotation, molecular function: DNA-binding transcription factor activity; DNA binding.